UUGUUGGGUUGUGUCAUGCGUGAUGUGAUGAUUCAAUGACAACAAAACAGAAACCAAGGGUAAAAACGAAAUUAGACCAAUAGUAGUCUUUGACGAGGAUUGUCCAAUAAUGUCCGAAGGUCAUCAACUUUCAUCUGUUCCCCCUGCCAACUAGUCACUAGAUACUCUUCUAAAGAGCUUCUGAAAGUAGUAGAGUUGCAUUAACUUGCAAAAGUCAUCCUUUUUUGUAAAAGUUUUUUUGUCUGAACAAUGGUGAGUUCCUCAACAACGAUCUCUGUUUCAUGUGCCUCAAAGAAGUCUCGAUCUCCUAAACCCCAGAAGAAGAUUACUGUUAAGGUCAAGACCCAACAGGGUGGAGAAGAGGAUGUUUACAAGCUUGGUUAUGGUACACAUCUGAAUAAACUAAUGCAAGCUUACUGCACCAAGAGGAACUUAGAUGAAGGCACUGUCAGAUUCAUCUUCGGCAAAAAACAGCUCAAACCACGAAGCACUCCUGCUCAGUUGAAGAUGAAAGAAGGCGACGUCAUUGAUAUUGUCACCGAUCAAGACGUUACAAACUUGUCUGAAAGAUUCAUGAUUCCUCCUAUAAAUGGGCUCAAGAAGAACUAUACUUCGAGCAUCAUCCACCAUGCUUCAAACUCAAGAACUAUACCGAUGCGUAGAGCCCAUGUUUAUCAGCAAUAAGCAAAGAGUAUUACUUCCAGUGGCUGACCCAAAAAAUAAUUUUACAUGGAUCAUAAUUCUUAAUUAUUUUAAAUACAAAGAUAUUUAUUUAAAAUACGGUAAAUCAAUUAUUUAAACUAAAACACUGCCACAAAAUAUAUAUUUACUAUAUUAAAGAUUAAAUGGCGGGUAUACUUUUUGUUUUAAUUUUUUUUUAAGAGAUUUAAUUUUCAUAUUUGUAUUUUUAUUUGUAAUCGUAGUUUUUAUAUAAAUCUUAAUCAAAAUCUAUUUUAUAAAAUGAUAGCAAUUUAAAAGUUGAUCUGGUGUAGGCUUAGUUCUUUAUAAUCAUAUGCAUGUAUACCCGUUUCUUUGUAAUCAUAUUUGUAUGUUCUAGAUCUUGAUCCGCAGGUAUAACGUUGGUUUGUAACUUUUUUUUUUUUUUUUGGUUUCUGUAAGUAUGUAAUUUUUUUUGAAAUUUUUUUAUAUGGGAAAGAAAUUUAAUUUAUAUGUUUGUGUAUAAUAGUUUUUAAAGUUAUUAGUAAGGGAUUUUGAUAAUUGUAUUGAAUUUACUGAAUUAUUUUCAUACUUUAUACGAUGAAAUACUUUAUCUCAGGUGGUAAAAGAGUGGUUAUAAACUUGUUGGUACCCGAGUUCGAACCCAGUCUAUGUACUUUUCGUCUGCUUUUUUUAUUUAAAUGAGGGAUAAAACCGUACUUUCCCUUUCAUCUCCUUCCUGUUAACCUAGUGUUUCUCUGAAACUUAAGUCGACGGCCUCCUGUUUUCUCAUUGAUUUCACUCAUUUUCAUCAUAUUUUACUCAAUUCUAUGCUUUUUCAAUAUAUUUAACUAAAAUAAAUCGAUUUUUAACAUAGAUUCAACCAAACUCGAGAUUAUUAAAGUUUCCUAUUUCAUAAACAUUUAGAUAAUCGAAGGUGGUUUGACGAUUCCACGUUUCAUAUGUAGAACUAGAAGGUGGUUAUCGAAGUGGUUACCACUUCAUGAUAUAUUUAGAUAAUGCAGUUAUAUUUUAAGGCGGACAUAACUUCUAUCAAUUGGUUAGGUUCCUGUUUUAAUAGUAUUGAUUUAUUAUAUUUAAAUUUUAUAAAAAAAACUUAUGUUCAAUUGAAAUUUUAUAUACCUAAAAGUAAAAAUGUUGUGUCGGCCAACAAAAAAAGUAAAAAUAUUGUGAAAUGAGUUUCUUUAUUUUUAAAUAUAAAUACAUAAAAUAUAUAUUAAAACAACAUUUUUUAUUAAAAAUAUAUCUACAAAUUAAUAAAUUAUAAUAAUCUCAAUAUUAUUAAUUUAUAAAUUUUAUACUAUAGUUAUUCUUUUGUUUUGAAAGAAUUUUAAAUUUUAUUCACUUCAAAAAAACAUUGUACAAGUAAUUCAUUAUAAAAAGAAACUAAUUUUGAUUAUUGCAACAAACUUCUCCAUGAACCGUCCAAGAAAACUGAAUCACUAUAACAAGAAAGUGGACAGAACUAUACAUCUUUUUAAUGGCCCUAAGUUAAUAAGUUGUCACAUCUCUUCAUUAUGGUAUGAUAGGUUUCUUAAUUACCGUGUAUGUAGUUUAUAAAAAUAUUUUAAAUAAUAAUGAAAAUAUUUGCAUUAUUGUAAUUAGAAAAUCAAAAUCAAAAUCAAAAUCAAUUUGAACACAUUUCCAUAAUUUCCCAGUAACUUAUCUCAAUGAUUUACGGAUCAAAUAAUAAAUUGCAUUUUUCCGUGGAUCAAAUAAUAAAAUAAACGGACGUUGAUUUGCUUAAUCCGGUUCCGAAAGCACUCUGCUACAUUCCAUCAUGUGGCCUUGCAAAUAUGAAUUCAUUAUUUAUGACUUAUUUGAAUAUUCGGAGAAAAAUGCCAUCUGUAGCUUACAUUUUUCUUUGAAAAAUAGUCUAAAUCUUUUGAUAGAUUCGGAAUACCUUCAAGUUAAAAUAUAUAUGUAUAUAUAUGUUUCACUUGUGUUUUUAUCAAAUAAUAAUUUGCCGUAAAAUUAUCUCUUUUGUGUGUUAAAUAAUAAUUUACCUCCAUUUUUGUUUUUGUCAAAUAAUAAUUUGAUUCCUAAUUUAUUUUGUGGGCCACUUGACUUCCUUUUAUUCUAUGUAUCAAAUAUUCCAUCUGUUUCAAAAUAAUAAACGUUUUAGAAUUUUCAUAUUUUUUAAUAAAUAUAUUAUAAAUGCAUAGUUUUUUGUAAUUUUAUAUUUCCUAUAUUUUUAAACCAAUAAAUUUUUAUAAAAAAAAUUGUAAUUCAAGUUUUUGAAAUUCACAAUUUUUCAUUAUUAAUUGACAAAAUUUGCAUUGAAAAUAUAAAAAAUAUAUGUUUUUGAAAUAAUUUUUUUCUCUAGAACAUGAAUCUUUUUUAAACAGAGGGUGAUAAUUUGUCUAUCAAAUUUUAGAAAUCAAUAAUGUGCAUGACAUAUCUAAGGCACGGUAAGAGCCCUCAUCUUUUUAGUUUUCUUUCCUCUUGCAUUGACGUCUCUCGAAGAUCAAUGGAAUCCCAUCAAAGAUAUUAAAUAAUAAUUUGCUUCCUAAUUUGUUUUGUGGUAUCAAAUAAUAAUCUAUCUCAUUUUUUAUUUUGUCAAAUAACAACUUGCCUACCUUUUAUUUUGUGAAUCAAAUAAGAAUUUGUUUGCCAAAUUUCCGAAAUCAAUAAUGUGCAUGAAUCUCAAAGCACUAUAAGAGUCUUCUAAGUCUUUUCAUUUUCUUCUACCAUAGUUUGAGUUGAUAAAGAAAAUACACAUAAAUAAUAAUGGUUAAAUACACAGCCAAAUGAAUAAGUCAAUUUUUUUUGUUCUCUUCUCUCUUAUUAUCCUCUCUGUUCACGUGUUUGGAUUGACGCCUCUCGAAGAUCAAUGGAUUCUCAUCAAAGAUGUUAAGGACCCUUACAUUAUAGAGAUUGGUGAAUUUGCAGUCUCAGAGUACGCCAGAUUAAACAAACUUCAAUUGAAGUUUGUGACAGUUGUUAGCGGUGAUAUUCAAAUAGCCUCCAAUUUGAAAUAUUACAAGCUUAUAGUGACGGCUAACGAUGGGGGAAACAGCGCGAGCAAAAACUACGAAACAGUCGUAUGGAAGCUAAAAUCAAUAUCGGAACUCAUGGACUUCGAGCCACUAUCUUAAAGAAUCGUUUGAUAUGAUGAUUUUAUAUGUAGCUGAUUUUUUUAUGAAGUAAAAAAAUUAAAACAAAUAAAAAAUGAAUUUUUUUUUAUAUUUUUCUUUGCAAUUUGUAAUUUUUAAAUUCUGAUUCUCAAAUUGCAUAUUUGGCCAACAAUCGUCAACAAAGGUUUAGUAUCCGUUAAUUAUUCCGAACAGAUAAACCGUUGAUUAUUUAUGACUUAUUUGAAUAUUCGGAGAAAGGACCAUCUGUAUCUUACAUUUUUCUUUGAAUAUUCGGAGAAAGGACCAUCUGUAUCUUACAUUUUUCUUUGAAAAAUAGUUAAUCUUUUGAUAGACUCGAAAUACCUUCAAGUUAAAAUAUAUAUGUAUAUAUAUAUAUGCUUCACUUGUGUUUUUAUCAAAUAAUAAUUUGCCAUAAAAUUACCUCUUUUGUGUGUCAAAUAAUAAUUUACGUCCAUUUUUGUUUUUGUCAAAUAAUAAUUUGAUUCCUAAUUUGUUUUGUGGGCCAACUUGCCUUCCUUUUAUUUUAUGUAUCAAAUAUUCCAUCCGUUUCAAAAUAAUAAAUGUUUUAGAAUUUUCACAUUUUUUAAUAAAUAUAUUAAAACGUAGUUAUAAAUGAAUAGUUUUUUGUAAUUUUAUAUUUUCUAUAUUUUUAAACCAAUAAUUUUUUUUAAAAAAAUUGUAAUUCAUGUUUUUGAAAUUUACAAUUUUUUAUUAUUAAUUGACCAAAAUUGCAUUGAAAAUAUAAAAAUAUGUCUUUUGAAACCAUUUUUUCUCUAAAACAUGAAUCUUUUUUAAACGGAGGGUGAUAAUUUUUCUAUCAAAUUUUAGAAAUCAAUAAUGUGCAUGACAUAUCUAAGGCACGGUAAGAGCCCUCAUCUCUUUAGUUUUCUUUCCUCUUGCAUUGAGAUCAAUGGAAUCCCAUCAAAGAUGUUAAAUAAUAAUUUGCUUCCUAAUUUGUUUUGUGGUAUCAAAUAAUAAUCUAUCUCAUUUUUGAUUUGGUCAAAUAACAACUUACCUUCCUUUUAUUUUGUGAAUCAAAUAAGAAUUUGUCUGCCAAAUUUCAGAAAUCAAUAAUGUGCAUGAAUCUCAAAGCACUAUAAGAGUCCUCGAAGUCUUUUCAUUUUCUUCUACCAUAGUUUGAGUUGAUAAAGAAAAUACACAGAAAUAAUAACGGUUAAAUACGCAGCCAAAUGAAUAAGUCAAUCUUUUUUGUUCUCUUCUCUCUUAUUCUCCUCUCUGUUCACGUGUUUGGAUUGACGCCUCUCGAAGAUCAAUGGAUUCCCAUCAAAGAUGUUAAGGACCCUUACGUUAUAAAGAUUGGUGAAUUUGCGGUCUCAGAGUACGCCAGAUUAAACAAAAUUCAAUUGAAGUUUGUGACGGUUGUUAGCGGUGAUAUUCAAAUAGCCUCCAAUUUGAAAUAUUACAAGCUUAUAGUGACGGCUAACAGUGGCGGAAACAGCGGGAGCAAAAACUACGAAACAGUCGUAUGGAAGCUAAAAUCAAUAUCAGAACUCAUGGACUUCGAGCCACUAUCUUAAAGAAUCGUUUGCUAUGAUGAUUUUAUAUGUAACUGAUUUUUUAUGUAGUAAAACAAGUUAAAAAAAAUAAUAAUAAUUUUUUAAUA
Messenger RNA from Brassica napus (rape), 5400 nucleotides. Its product is annotated as small ubiquitin-related modifier 5. Gene Ontology annotation, cellular component: nucleus. Gene Ontology annotation, biological process: protein sumoylation. Gene Ontology annotation, molecular function: protein tag activity; ubiquitin-like protein ligase binding. The record is from RefSeq and is a predicted model, not a curated record. The transcript is spliced from 4 exons. NCBI's taxonomy places the organism in Eukaryota, Viridiplantae, Streptophyta, Magnoliopsida, Brassicales, Brassicaceae. The coding region runs from base 250 to 684 and encodes 144 amino acids.